Molecule: messenger RNA, 801 nt
Organism: Pestalotiopsis fici W106-1
Lineage: Eukaryota; Fungi; Ascomycota; Sordariomycetes; Amphisphaeriales; Sporocadaceae
Product: Autophagy protein 5
Exons: 4
Coding region: 1-801 (266 amino acids)
Biological process (GO): C-terminal protein lipidation; autophagosome assembly; autophagy of mitochondrion
Cellular component (GO): cytoplasm; Atg12-Atg5-Atg16 complex; phagophore assembly site membrane
Source: RefSeq, a predicted model, not a curated record
AUGAGCGGCGGCAGUGGCGGCGGCGGUGAUCGCAGCAGCAUCCCCGAGACCCUCUGGGACCUGCACGUCCCGCUCUACAUCACCCACACCUCGCUCCCCAACACGCCCUUUGUCACCACAGUCCCACGCUUCAGCUAUCUGGCCCUGCUGCUUCCACGCCUGACCUCCUACUUUGGUCUGCCCUGCUCCAGUUUCCAUCAUGAACACGUGCUGCUGCGAAACCUUGCGGUUGGCCUGCUCGUUGACCUGUACUCGCCCACCUUGCCCUGGCGGCUGACUGUGGGCGACGGCACGAGCUGGGACAUUGGCGACACUUUUCUAAACAGUGCCAAAGAGGCGGACUUUGUGCGGAACGGCAAUGCACAGCAGAUCAUGUCACUCUCCAAGGAGCACACGACAGCACUUUGGAAUGCCGUUCGGGACAACGACUACACCUCGUUUGCCAAGGUCAACUCGAGGCUACUCAACACCUCUCGCCAGCUCAGGAACGUGCCUAUCAGGGUAUACAUCCCCCAAUCUCCAUCAGCGGAUGGCGGCGGCAACGGCUCCGGAGCAGGGUCUUUCAAAGUAGUCCAAUCCCUGGUGAACUCCCGGGUCCACGAUAGAACACCACAGACGCUUGGCGCAGCCCUUAGGGGCCUUCUUCCCAUGUUAUUCCCAAGCAGCCGGGAUCCUGUGCUCGCCAAUGUGGUACUUCACGGUGCUCCGGUGCCAUUCUCGGCUCCGCUUGAGGAAUUAAUGCGAGAUGCGGCUUAUCCCGAUGGUUGGAUCUGCCUCGUAGUUGUCCCCACGGAUGUCUGA